Diversispora eburnea is the source of this 348-nucleotide messenger RNA. The record is from the annotation of a GenBank genome assembly. Lineage: Eukaryota; Fungi; Glomeromycota; Glomeromycetes; Diversisporales; Diversisporaceae.
AUGGUACUUGCCAGAGAUGCACAGCUUAUCAUUGAUAGUACGGGUGCGUAUGUGAUACUUGGAAACAACGUAAUGAAUUUAAUGGAAUCCGUUAGUGACGAUAUGUUGUUUCCCUACGUUAUGGACGUAAUGACUACUUCAGAAGAAGGAUACGAUUCAAAGAAGGAUAUGUCUGAUUCUGAUAUAACAGGUCUAUUAUCUAUCGCAAUAAACCCCACUAAUUCAAACGGACAACGGGUAAAUGCUUACAGACGUCUUGGGGAUUAUAUCCACACUGCCCAGAUGGAACGAACCACUAUAUCGAUAGAACAGGAAUUUCGAACGUAUUCAUAUCAGAAUAGUUCAUGA